Messenger RNA from Gadus chalcogrammus (walleye pollock), 623 nucleotides. Its product is annotated as late histone H2B.L4-like. Lineage: Eukaryota; Metazoa; Chordata; Actinopteri; Gadiformes; Gadidae. Gene Ontology annotation, molecular function: structural constituent of chromatin; protein heterodimerization activity; DNA binding. Gene Ontology annotation, cellular component: nucleosome. The transcript is spliced from 2 exons. Bases 106 to 483 code for a protein of 125 amino acids. The record is from RefSeq and is a predicted model, not a curated record.
GAUAUUAAACAGGUGCGUCUUCAGGAAAAAACGGACUAUCCUCCAAAACGGCACUGCAAGUCGAAUAAACGCUCAGACGAUUCGCAUUCUUAUGAGGCCACAAUAAUGGCUAACGAUGUACAAAAGAAGAAGAAGAAGGUUAAGGUCGUCGUCGGAGGAGCAGGAGCAGGAGGGGAGAAGAAAGCAAAGAAAAGGGGCAAGAGGAGAGAGACUUACGCGAUGUACAUCUACAAAGUUUUGAAGCAGGUCCACCCCGACACUGGCAUCUCGAGCAAAGCCAUGAGCAUCAUGAACUCCUUCGUGAACGACCUCUUCGAGCGCAUCGCCACGGAGGCGUCGCGCCUGGCGCAGUACAACCAGCGCUCAACCAUCACCAGCCGGGAGGUGCAGACCGCCGUGAGGCUGCUGCUGCCCGGGGAGCUGGCAAAGCACGCCGUGUCCGAGGGGACCAAGGCGGUCACUAAAUACACCAGCUCCAAAUGAAACGCGCGGACUUUAUUUUACAUAUUUUGAUAUGUAGCCUCCUAAAAGAAGGGAACGUUAACCGGAUUUUUGUAUUUUGGUUUAAUUGUUUUGUUGGAAUAAAUUAAUGCACAUUCAUGUGUUGCUUUUGGUUGAUUCCG